CCCUCGCUUUUCCAGGUGGCUGCUGCGGCUCGACAAAGAAGCGCACAAUCGUGGGCGGAUGGGCGUGGGCCUGGUGGCUCGUGACCGAUGUUCAGAGACUGUCCCUGGAGGUGAUGACCCUGAAUCCGAUGUGCGAAAUGGUCGAAACUGCCCAGGGAGUUCCCCUGACGGUGACAGGUGUAGCACAGUGUAAAAUCAUGAAGAUGAUGAACGUCUAUUAUUUUCACCAUCAGGCCGACGAGCUGCUCGGUACCGCCAGCGAACAAUUCCUCGGAAAAUCGGUCAAGGAGAUCAAGAUGACAAUCCUGCAAACCCUGGAAGGACACUUACGGGCUAUCCUAGGAACACUUACAGUCGAAGAAGUGUACAAAGACCGCGACCAGUUCGCCGCCCUGGUUCGCGAAGUGGCCGCACCUGAUGUCGGUCGCAUGGGCAUCGAAAUCCUGUCGUUCACCAUCAAGGACGUGUACGACGACGUCCAGUACCUGCAGUCGCUCGGCAAGGCCCAGACGGCGAGCGUGAAGCGGGACGCCGACGCCGGUGUUGCCGAGGCGAACAGGGACGCUGGCAUCCGGGAGGCCGAGUGUGAAAAGAGUGCCAUGGAUGUGAAAUAUUCAACCGACACCAAAAUUGAGGACAAUUCCCGAAUGUACAAGCUGCAGAAGGCCAACUUCGACCAGGAAAUCAACACGGCGAAAGCGGAGUCCCAGUUAGCCUACGAACUGCAGGCCGCCAAGAUUCGACAGAAGAUCCGUAACGAGGAAAUCCAGAUCGACAUCGUCGAGCGCCGCAAGCAGAUCGAAAUUGAAACGCAGGAAAUCGCCCGUAAGGAGUGCGAACUAUCGGCCACCGUCAAACUGCCAGCCGAAGCCGAAAGCCACCGUGUUCAGAUGAUUGCCGAGGGUAAGCGUACCCAGACGGUCGAGAAUGCCCGGGCCGAUGCCGAACGGAUCAAGAAGAUCGGUGCUGCCGAAGCGUACGCCAUCGAAGCCGUCGGUAAAGCCGAGGCCGAUCGGAUGCGGAUGAAGGCCAACGUCUACAAACAGUACGGCGAUGCGGCCAUCAUGAACAUCGUGCUGGAAUCACUGCCAAAGAUCGCAGCCGAAGUUGCCGCGCCGCUUGCGAAGACCGAAGAAAUUGUGCUGAUCGGGGGUAAUGAUAACACAACCGCCGACGUCGCUCGCCUUGUAGGACAACUGCCACCAGCAAUCAACGCCCUGACGGGUGUGGAUCUGUCGAAGGUCCUCGGCAAAAUUCCCGGAGCCAAGGCAUAAUAAACGCAAAAUUGAAGCACCGAGCGACCGUUGAGCAGCAGCAGCCAAUCGCCCUAGCAAAUCGUUUUUUGAAACAGUAUAAAUUCGAUCACCACGUUUUUUCGUCAUCAACCACCCAGACUAAAUAUGAAAAGCAAAUACUUACUUUUUCGUUACCCUCCAAUCUCAAUUGUAAAAUUUACAAAUACCGUUUUCUAAAUCUGAUCGUGUGGAAAUCUUUAUAGCGAAUAACCGGUAAAAGCUAUAAACUUUACUUGACUCCCGUAAAAUGCGUCUCUAAACAAAGAACAGUAUUGUACAACUUUGUUUCACUACAAGUCACUAACAAACGGGUUUGAAACGUUAUCAAUAGUGUUAUGUGUCAUCAACGGUCCAGUGAAUGCUAGAAAUGAAAACAGUUAAGAAUAUCUGUUUUUCUGAUUACAUCUGCCAAUAUUUUUGUUUUAUGUUUUCGAAAUGUCACAUUUACAAUCAUCUUAUUACAAUUUAAAUCACAUUUUAAAUAUAACCCCAUCUAAAGCUAUGCAUGCUGCCGAACAGAAAAAUCAACUAAAAAUAACAACAGGGGUCCAGGUGCAUAGAUUUAAUCAUUAUUAAAUAUAACCAUAUGACGGCUCGAUUAUCCCUUAAAAACAAGAAGCUUUUGUUGAACGAACGAAACUUUUUCGGAUACGAAACGAAAUUUGAACAAAACGAACAAAAACUAUACUGCCACCGAAAAUAUGCGGGAUGAAAUGGAAAGCAACUUUAUGUCAACAUUCAGAAUUCGAUGAGUACGGAAAUAAUCAAAUUAUAAACGGAAACAAAAUUUCGAAACAGCAAAUCUAAUCUAAGAGUUCAGCAUCGAGAUCAGUAUUCAACACAUUAACAAUCAAUUAAAUGCAAACGAGUCAACCCUUUACAUUGGAUGUAAGAUUUCAUCAUCAGAUUUCAAAAUUCCUAUCCCAAUUGCAAAAGGAAAGAUUUAAGAUUCAAGAACUAUUACUACUUCAUCAAAUUACUAAAUAGAUAACAAAAAUUAAGAAUUGGAAAAAAACCGCUUAAGAAUUUGAUUUAACGUACAGAAUUUCCUUAAUCAAAAUUAGGACCAGUUUCAGAAAAAACUUCAGACUUGGAUUUGAAAUUCAUACUUUUAUCGGGAAUCAAGAAUAAGAAUUAAAAUUGCAAAAUUUUAUUUAGAAUGUGCAACAUGCUUCAUUUCCUCAAAGGUGGCGCUUCGAUAUGAUAUUUCAAAAUUAUCAAAACGAUUUCAUUAUUUUUGGGGUAUGUUCAGUUUUAGGCUUCAUUUAGAUUGAGAAACUUUAUAUAAUUAUAAGAAAUACCUAAUUGUUGUUUUCCUUUAUAACUACUUAUUAGAAGUUAUGUAUGUUUAUUAAACCCGGGCAGAUGUAUCAGUAUCAGAAUAACUGCCAAACCAAUAAUUUUGUUAUUCUGUUGCACCUUAUAAAAUGUAGUUUUGUUUAAGAGAAAAAAAAAUCAUACUUCGGUAGUUAUAUUUUAAGUACGAGCACAAAUUUUGGCCUUGAAUCAAUGUUUAUUUCCACUGUGUCGUUAUGAUUUUUUUUUUUUGUUUUCCGCUAAUUCACUGUCCUACCAACACUGAAAGCCAAUAAAUUCUAACUCUAACUGGUGAGACAAACAAACAAAUCUUCCUUCUAAACGGUAACGCUUACCCUCUGAUGAGCGAACCAGUAAACUAUUUCUCAAAGCAAAACAUGUUAAUAGCAAUAGACAUUCGAAGAUGUAAAAUAACAAAAAUAAAACCAACAGAAUACUUCUCUCGUAACCGAACGCGCUAUGCAUAGUGAAUGUCUACUAUGAGUAUGGGUAACAGACACAAUACUUAGAGGCAAAAACAAACCGAAGCUAAACGCGUGCAGCUAUACCUACAACAAUCUCUCUGGCAAAGCUAGAAACCCGAUUCUCCGCCCGAUAUUACAAAUUCUUUGCGCGAGCUUGAAAGAUAAACUAUAGAUAUUAGUCAACGUCGGUGAGCUAUCUACUUAAAAGCGGUGAUAGCAGCGCAUGAAAAAUGACUUUCGAGGUAUUGUGAGACAAACUUAGCAUGUUUAGGUUAAUUAUAGACUUCAAAUCAACAGAAGACAUCUGAUCGAAACAACACACAUUCAUCCUAAUGAACUUCAAAGAAGCAUCUCCGUGAAAACAUUUAACGUUGUUGGACGUAGAAGGCUACCCUAUGGAACUUCUUAGUCAAUGUUUAACGUUAAAGGGAUAGGAACCACUGAAGAAGACCAAAGACUUAUCCGUUCUUCUGCAGCUUAAGAAGAAUGUCAAUCAAUUCCAAUUGUAUCGGUUACACCAGAAAUUGUCGAACAUCUCCUUGACGUCCAACAACCGGUGGACUAUUGAAUACUGUCCUUUGAAACCUUCAGAACUUUGGGAAAGAUGCGCAGUCCCACUUCAUCAUCACGGUGGAAUCACUCCAAUGUUGAUAUAUCGAGGUAAGUUUCGACAAUCUGUUGGCUUCUUAAUUCAAAGUAACAACCACAGGGCUCGUUCCUUCCAAUGGUCAACUUGGCAGUCUAUAAACCUUUGAUACCGAGAGAGUAUAGUUGAUUCUCGAAAAUGUAUUAUUUUUUAGUCAGAAUCUGAUAAGUUCCUCUAUACAAGUAAUUUUCUUCGUGGUCCAAAAUGGAAUGGAGUAAGCCUAAUCGAAUCAACCUUUGGAAUCAAUAUCUCGGGUUCCAGAACACAAACAUUUGUGGUGCGUUUUAUCAAGUGAAAGAAAGAAGAAAGAUAUCCUUUUCGUGAGCUCAAUUUCGACUGGUGUAGUCGAUACAAAUCUCAAACGCAACGUAAGGUAAUUUUACAUCUAUGUAUUCGUUCCACAAUACCUCAAAAGCCAACAAGAUGCUAUUAUAACUGCCUCAAUGGCAACAAAGUAGCUUAGCUGAUCUAAGUAGAUAAACCUCAAGAAUUAUCCUCCCGAAAAGCGUAGACGUCGUAGCAUAGAAUGUCAAUUUGGCCGUAUGAAUGUGUUGCUUACGAAACUUAGCGAAUUCUGUAAUAACCAAGCUUCGAACAUUCAACGUACGGUAGAGCAUCUUCGAUAGAGCAUAUUCCCAAAACAAUAGAAGUCUAUACAGAAAGGGAAACAAGAAACGAACAUUAACUGCAGCCGAGUAUUGAAAGAACCUCUUGUGAAUCGUACAAACUCCUCCAAGAAGAGUAGAAUGUAGUAUCCAUAUAAUGAAAACUGUUAUUUCUACCGCAGAGCCAAGAGUAUUGUAGCUACUACUUCUACUAUACAGCUCUUAGUGCAACAACAUUCACAACAACCCGAUGUCACACACACACACCACGAGAAACAUGUACUAAGAAAGAGAGAAAGUAAAAAAAAAUACCAAAACCUAGUUGCAGAUACAGAAAUGUAUAUUUUUAUACUCCUUAUAUAUAAACAAAACGCUAGGUGAAAACGAGAAAUCAAUAUACAAAAACUAAAACAAGAUGAUAUUAAAAUCAUAUUUUGAGGUCGUGUAGCGUGUAGAAUCUGCUCGGAUUGUAAAAGCACACAGAAAAAGGACACACGAAUUCAACAACAUUCUAACAACAACAGAACAAAAGAUACUUAUCGUCAACUACAAAUGCUGAUUCCAAAAAAAAAAACGACGCAGAACCAAACAUUUUUAUGCAUAUGUCAUGUACAGAAUUCAUCUUUUACUUUCUUUUACCUUUAACAACAACAGAAACAAAAAAGCAACUAUUCCUGCAGAGACUAUUAAUCAGAUUAACUAACGCCGAGAAACAGAAUGUUACUAAACUUACUAACGGAGUGUUUAAGGGCCAACACAGAAAUGGUCAUUUUCUUUUUAGUUUAGUCACAUGAAUUUUAUGUUCAACGAUUAUAUACUUCUAGCAUACGAAACAUAGAAACAAAACUGAAAAACAGAGAAAAAAAAAGCUCGGUAGUGUUGUGGACUGCGUUUUGAUGGAAUCCCGUCCCAUUUUCAAUCAAAAUUUUGGCGAAAUAGUAUAAACAUUACCAACUACAAGUAUUCAUUUUUUACAAACACAUCGGGAUCUAGAAAAAAAUUCAAAAAUAUGUUCAGUUGUUUCAAAUUUAGAAGAAAGUUUCACAAACUGACUUUAGAAGAUCUAUCAAAGUGCAGUCCUACUAUAACUAAAAAAACAAGUUCUAGAGAAAAGAUAAACAUUGUUGAACACAAUCAAUCCAUUUAAAAAAAAGCGUGGAUAAAACAGUUUAUGUAAGUAUAUACAGAAACAAACACAAAACCCUGCGUGCGAACCCUCGAACGAUUUUUCCCGGAGAAACAAAAAAAAAACAUGCGAACGCAUAUAGCAACAAACAAGCAAAAAAUUCUAUCUGGUGUGUGGAUAUGUGUUAUUUAGGUUAAACUAAUAAAUCUAUUGAUUAUUGCCUAAAAGUUUCUUCACUUCAUUACAAAAACAAGUUAGCGCAAUUAUUUCUACUCGAAACGAAAUGGAAAAACAAAGUUAAGAGAUAUGUAAACUAAAGAAGAAAAGAAACAAACCAGUGGUGGAAGGAAAAAAAUCAUUCUAUAUAAUAUAUGAUCAAAACAAAACAAACAUUAUUUCAAUACUAUACUUACUUCGAUUCAGAUUGAGAUAAGAGUUGUAACAUCAUUGCAAACCCAAAACAAAAUCGAGCGAAAAAAUUAACAUUGUGAAAGAGGAAACUUAUGUGAAUACAUACCGAAACCUGCAAAAUCAACAACAAACAAACCAACACGUGUAACACUUUGAAGAUUUGAAUAAAGAAGUAUGUAAACGA
Uranotaenia lowii is the source of this 6048-nucleotide messenger RNA. RefSeq names its product flotillin-2 (gene Flo2). The record is from RefSeq and is a predicted model, not a curated record. NCBI's taxonomy places the organism in Eukaryota, Metazoa, Arthropoda, Insecta, Diptera, Culicidae. The transcript is spliced from 6 exons. The coding region runs from base 114 to 1274 and encodes 386 amino acids. Gene Ontology annotation, cellular component: plasma membrane. Gene Ontology annotation, biological process: protein localization to plasma membrane; regulation of myoblast differentiation.